GUUUGACAAUCCGGAUGUACGAAGCGUCGUUCAGUCAGUCUAAAACCAUCUGUCAUUAAACACAAUCGCUAAACUCACCCAGAAUCGACUCUCAACGUUCUUAAGCUUGUUUAAGGGAACAGAAAGAGAUCGCUUAUUUGUAUAGCGAUUAAAUUGCCGUUUAGUUCAUUGAUAAAUCGUCAUGGAGAACGGCCUGGAAAGCACAGGGGACAGUAAUCUUGACCAAGCUGUGCAACAGUGGCUAAAGUAUGACAAGAAUCCAAAGACAUCUGCGGCCGUGCGGGCCAUGGUUAAGGAGGGAGCCGUGUCAGAGCUGCAGAAGUGUUUUGGGGCCCGUAUGGAGUUUGGCACGGCGGGACUAAGGGCCGCCAUGGGACCUGGAGUGUCCUGCAUGAAUGACCUCACCAUCAUACAGACAACACAGGGUUUCUGUCAGUACCUUGAGCAGUGUUUUACAGAUCUCAAGCAGAAAGGAGUGGUGAUAGGGUUCGAUGCUCGUGCUCACCCACCAAGUGGUGGCAGCAGUAAAAGAUUUGCCUCCCUCGCUGCUUCUGUAUUGAUCAGCCGAGGAGUUCCAGUCUACCUGUUCAGUGACAUCACGCCCACUCCAUACGUGCCUUUUACUGUAUCACAUCUAGGACUGUGUGCUGGGAUCAUGGUAACAGCCUCCCAUAACCCCAAACAAGACAAUGGAUACAAGGUAUACUGGGCAAAUGGAGCUCAGAUCAUUCCGCCUCAUGAUAAGGGCAUUGCUGCUGCUAUUGAAGAGAACAUUGAGCCGUGGCCAGAAUCAUGGGACACAGAUGGAGCUCUUCAGAGUUCCCUCCUCAAAGACCCAUACCAGGACAUACAUAGAGAAUACCAUCAAACCAUACAACAGCACUGCUUUCACAGGGACCUGAAUAAGAGUUCAGAGGUGAAGAUCGUCCAUACGUCAGUUCAUGGAGUGGGCCAUAUUUUUGUACAGGCUGCUUUUAAAGCCUUUGACCUUCGACCUCCGUAUGCUGUGGAAGAGCAGAAAGAUCCUGACCCGGAGUUCCCCACUGUCAAAUAUCCCAACCCCGAAGAAGGAGAGGGAGUCCUGACGCUGUCCUUUGUGCUCGCAGAAAAAGAGGGGGCAAAUGUGAUUCUGGCAAAUGACCCUGACGCUGACCGACUGGCUAUUGCAGAGAAACAAAAGAGUGGGCAGUGGAAGGUAUUCUCUGGUAAUGAGUUGGGUGCUUUGCUUGGCUGGUGGAUUUUCCAGUGUUGGAAGCAGCAAAAAGGAGAGGAAAAAGCCUCCAUUAAGGAUGUCUACAUGCUUGCCAGCACCGUCUCCUCCAAAAUCCUCCGUGCCAUUGCUGUUAAAGAGGGCUUCCACUUUGAGGAGACACUAACAGGCUUUAAAUGGAUGGGGAACAGAGCCAGAGAACUGAUGGAUCAGGGAAAGACUGUUCUGUUUGCCUUUGAAGAAGCCAUUGGUUACAUGUGUUGUCCUGCAGUUUUGGACAAAGAUGGUGUGAGUGCAGCUGCCAUUUCUGGAGAGUUCAUCUCCUACCUGGCUGCUAAAAAUGUAACCCUGUCCCAGCAACUCACAUCCAUUUAUGAGGAGUACGGCUACCACAUUACCAAGAAUUCCUAUUUUAUCUGUCACAACCAAGACACCAUUAAGCAGUUGUUUGAGCGACUUCGAAACUACACUGGGGAAAAUUCCUACCCUAAAGUGUGUGGAGGCUUUGCUGUCACAGCAGUGAGAGACCUGACCACCGGCUAUGACAGCAACCGGCCCAACAACAAGGCUGAUCUGCCCACCAGUAAGAGCAGUCAAAUGAUCACCUUUACCUUUGCAAAUGGGGGCGUGGCUACAAUGAGGACCAGCGGCACAGAGCCCAAAAUCAAAUAUUACACCGAGCUCUGUGCUGCACCAGGAAACAGUGAUCUUAACCAGUUGACGAGUGAAUUGGAUAACUUGGUUGAUGCAAUCGUGGAACACUUCUUCCAACCCGAGAAAAACGGCCUGAUUCCACGACCAGAGUGACAGAAAGUACCACAUACAAAGAAAUUGAAAGACUGUUAACAUUCUAAUUCUGCUCUUAAGUCUUAACAAACCAAACUUAACCUCUCUUAUUCAUGCUUAGAUAUUUUAAGUCUUAAUCUGAGGGAAGCUUUUAAUGAACUUUUGACUUGUUUUUGACACUAGAAAUGUAGAUCAGAGCUGGAACCACAUAAACAUUAUCAUUGCCUUUUUUUGUACCUAUUACACUGUGGAGAGAACUUUCUUCCACCUCUCAGUUUCCUAAUCUUCAAUGCAACCAUUUGAAAUAUUAAAAGAAAAAAAUAUAUUUGCCUUUUUUGACUCCGUAAUCUGUGAAUUUAAUGGCGUUGCAAAGGAUGUAUGUUUGAAUAAAUGUACAAGUGAUUUAUCUCUGCUGACAUUUAAGUCUGCAGACAGAUUAGUUGAGUUGAUUUAUAAAAAUGAUUUUUAUGUUGCUGGAGCAGGGGACAAUGCCAGCUAAUGUAUGUCAUUCCAUAUCAUUAAUACACCAGUUCCAGAAUGGUUUUACCAUAAAUAUUUUAAAAGAAAAGCAGAACCUAAAUUGGCAUCAAAAACAUACUAAAUAUCAGCAUAUCGAGCAAAUUUGAAAGGAUUAUUAUAGGCUGUUUUAGUGCCAGAAGGAUUGAUCUGGCAGAUUGUCAGAGUACCAUAACAGCCUUACUGCGGAAGAAAGUGAUAUCUAAAUUCUAGUCGCAGGUGAACAUGAUUCCAGUGAAAACAUUCCCAUUUCAUCUGUUUAUUCACCUGUAAUUGUUUGAUUUGUUUGUCAAUAAAUGUUUAUCAGCACAUUGAAUGCCAAACCUGAGCAAUUAGUUCAAGAAUACAGUAAGCACGGUGAACUUUGUGGGAUUAUGGAGCAGGAUUAGCAUAUUUGUAAUGUUUGCUUUUAAAAUGUAAAUCCUCUGAACCGAGAUUGUAUAAACAAAUAGAUUUGUGUGUUAAGCCACUAAUUUUGUUUUUUAAACAGCUCAUUCAGGCAAACGAUAAUGGGUUGAGAUUUGACAGAAACGCCUUAUUAUCAACACAGCAACACAAGAGGUGGUGCAGUGUUAAUGUACUUAAUGUCUUCAAAUAUACUGUUGGCCCAUUUGCCAAACCACUCAAUA
This is a messenger RNA of Myxocyprinus asiaticus (Chinese sucker), 3141 nucleotides long. RefSeq names its product phosphopentomutase-like. Gene Ontology annotation, biological process: purine ribonucleoside salvage; carbohydrate metabolic process. The transcript has 13 exons. NCBI's taxonomy places the organism in Eukaryota, Metazoa, Chordata, Actinopteri, Cypriniformes, Catostomidae. The record is from RefSeq and is a predicted model, not a curated record. The coding region runs from base 182 to 2017 and encodes 611 amino acids. Gene Ontology annotation, molecular function: phosphopentomutase activity; magnesium ion binding.